UGUUUUCUCCCUCCCCUUUUUUUCAUCUUUCUGUAAUUCCUGCCUCUUUCUCAGGAAAAGAACUGCUCCAUUUCUUUGCUUCAAGGUGUUAGAAAAAUGGAGAUUCUAGUUCAUGUUGAGUUGAUAUAAAAUCACUCCGAACCGUGACGAUCGAUCUUCUUCUUUAACCGGAAUUUUAGUUUCCUUCUCUUUCUGUCAAGAUAAGUUCCUGGUUUUGUCCUUCGCCCAAAGGUCUCAAGAUGUUUAACGGAAUACUGAAGCCGAAAUUCUACACGAAAUGCAAAUCAGCGAUAAAAUACACGAAGUUGCGUAUUGAGAUGAUUAUGAGGAAAAGGAAUGCGUCGCAGAAAAUUUUGAAGAAUGAUGUUGUUUAUCUUCUUAAGCACGGUCAUGAUUACGAAGCUUAUGGCAGGACUGAAGCGCUUUUGAUUGAGCAGAAGAAAACAGACUGUUAUCAAUUGGUUGAUCAAUUUUGCGAUUGCAUCCAAAAAAACCUGUCACUCAUGCAAAAAGAAAGGGAAUGCCCGAAGGAUUGCAGAGAGGCUGUGGCAUCUCUAAUAUAUGCUGCAGCGAGAUUUGCUGAUUUGACAGAACUAUGUGAUCUGAGAUCUCAAUUUACUGAGAAAUAUGGGAAUGCCCUGGAAUCAUUUGUAAAUGAAGAGUUUGCUGUGCAAUUAAGGGCAGAGCCUCCAACGAAGGAUAUGAGACUUCAGUUAAUGCAUGAUAUAGCAGAAGAGUUUUCUUUAGAAUGGGAUCCUAAGGCUUUGGAACAGAAACUGUUCAAACCACCUCCACCUGAACAGCAGGUUGAGACCAGGCACAACCCCUCAAAUGAUUCUGACACUGGAUACAGGUGGCAUAAAAGCAAGAAUGAUGAUUUCCAGAGAAAAGGCAACCAUGAUGAAGUGAACAGACUGAGUCAGAAUAAGGAGUAUACUAAGCCAAAAGGGAAUGGAAGGAGCCUUGGUUCUUUCCGAAGUAACAAGGGUGCAGAUAUUAAAAACAAUUUGUAUGGUAGCAGUGACGAUGAAGUGACUGAAAUCAGCAGAAGUAUCAGCAGUGACCAAGAUUCGUCACAGACAUCCUCAAGUUCAUUUGGAAGUGCUUCUGAGGAUGAAGAAAAAAGGAAGCCUUUUGACUACAGAUCUAUUCCUGCACCAUAUGUCAGGACAAACGUUGCCAAAGAAGUAAGCACUACAGAGUCCAGAAAACAGAGGGUUGGUGCUGAUGAAAAGGUAAGAAGCAAGCAAGAUGAUUCUGUUGUGGAUACCAAGCCAAACCCAAGAUCAGUUAGGAGAAGACCUUCAAGGCUAUCAGAUCGUGACAAUUUGAGCAGUGUUGAUGAUGAUGAUGCAGUGCCUCGAGAAGCAAGAAGGACAAUGCCCUCGAAAAUCACGGAAGAUGAAGAGGAGAAGAUGAUUGAUGGACUACCGAUGCGCUACAGCAAUAAAAAAUCACCAUAUGAACCAUCAAAUAGCUGGAAAGCAAAUUUAAAAGCUCCUGCAAAACAAAGAGCUGAAGACACCGAGGAUGCAACCACAAGCAGAAAUACUAAAACUGUUAAUUUGGGCUCUGUACCAAUCAGAGUGUUUUCUCUUCCCACUGACUCAACAACAUCAGACGGCAGAAGAAAGGAGAAUGCUCGAUCAACUUCGUUGCAGCCAGAUAUGCAACGCAGCCAUGUGCAUCCUAAGCUACCAGACUAUGACGAUUUGGCAUCUCGGCUAGCUGCCCUCAGGGGACUAUAAGAAAACAGGAUUGGGUGCAUAGAUAGCAUCUCCUAUUCAUUCAAUUCUUUUACACAUUUCAUAACUGAAAAGGCAUUCAUAGGAAAGUAGUAAUUUCCUUGUUCAUUCUUUCACUAGGUAGUUAAGUGUGGAAGCAUCUAGCUUCGAUUAUGGUUUCUUUACAAUUGUGAAAAGCAUAUAUAGAGGUCUUGAUCAUUCACCAGAAAAAAAAAAAAAAAGUUCUUAU
Rubroshorea leprosula is the source of this 1974-nucleotide messenger RNA. NCBI's taxonomy places the organism in Eukaryota, Viridiplantae, Streptophyta, Magnoliopsida, Malvales, Dipterocarpaceae. The record is from the annotation of a GenBank genome assembly.